This is a messenger RNA of Andrographis paniculata, 1194 nucleotides long. RefSeq names its product hydroxyphenylpyruvate reductase. The record is from RefSeq and is a predicted model, not a curated record. The coding region runs from base 189 to 1130 and encodes 313 amino acids. Gene Ontology annotation, cellular component: cytosol. The transcript is spliced from 2 exons. Gene Ontology annotation, molecular function: NAD binding; glyoxylate reductase (NADPH) activity; hydroxypyruvate reductase [NAD(P)H] activity. NCBI's taxonomy places the organism in Eukaryota, Viridiplantae, Streptophyta, Magnoliopsida, Lamiales, Acanthaceae.
UGGGGAGAGAGCGUUAAACGAAAGAGCAGUCGCAAUAUUAUAUAUUCUCGGACGGCAGAUGUGGCCGGCAUAGCACUUACGUCCCAGAUUCUCAAUCUCAGCCGUCCAUUUGGUCGCACGUUCACUAUUUUCCCUAUCGUUAAUUCUCAUUUCCAUCGGUUCCAUCGAAUCUGUUCGUCCGCGAAAAUAUGGAAGCGAUUGGGGUUCUGAUGAUGUGCCCGAUGAACAACUACCUGGAAGAAGAGCUCGACAGGCGGUUCAAGCUAUUCCGAUACUGGACGCAGCCACGGAAGCGCGAGUUCCUAACACAGCACGGCGAGUCGAUUCGCGCCGUCGUUGGAAACGCUUCCGCCGGAGCCGACGCCGUUCUGAUUGAUGCGCUGCCGAAAUUGGAGAUUGUAUCGAGUUACAGCGUUGGAUUGGAUAAAAUUGACCUGAUCAAAUGUGAGGAGAAAGGGAUUAGGGUUACGAACACGCCCGAUGUGCUGACCGAUGAUGUUGCGGAUCUAGCAAUCGGCUUGAUGCUGGCUGUUCUGAGAAGGAUUUGCGUGUGCGAUAAGUAUGUCAGGAGUGGGAAGUGGAAACAUGGCGACUUCAAGUUGACGACGAAGUUCAGUGGAAAGAGAGUGGGCAUUAUAGGACUCGGAAGGAUCGGAUUAGCAAUCGCAAAACGGGCCGAAGCAUUCGAUUGCCCCAUCAGUUACUACUCAAGAUCCAAGAAAUCAAACACGAACUACAAGUACUACGAAAGCUUGAUCGAGCUCGCAUCAAACUGCGACAUCCUAGUUGUAGCAUGCGCGCUGACUCCCGAAACCACACAUAUCGUGAAUAGAGAAGUGAUGAACGCAUUGGGCCCGAAUGGAGUUCUGAUCAACAUAGGAAGGGGACCCCAUGUCGACGAACCUGAACUUGUCUCCGCCCUCGUCGAGGGCCGUCUGGGCGGGGCGGGACUCGACGUCUUCGAAAAGGAACCUCACGUUCCGGAGCAACUGUUCAAGCUCGAGAACGUCGUCCUGUUGCCUCACGUGGGGAGUGGGACAGUGGAAACAAGAAUUGCCAUGGCUGACCUUGUGCUUGGGAACUUAGAAGCCUAUUUUGCCAACAAGCCAUUGUUAACCCCUGUGGUCUGAUCGAUAUAUGAUCAUUUAUUGAAUAAAGCUUAUUGCCAUUGAAUGUAACCUUCGAAUUAUCAGA